AAGCCAACCUUUACGUCAAUAGUGCCCCCAAUACAAGCGCUCAUCCAGCUUGCGCUCGACCACCAUCAUCGAUGAAUCUACGAACGAUCGUCCAGGCGCGGCCUCACACGGCGUGUAUCUCAGCUGCAGUGGUAUUCUCGCUGUUCGCACUGACAAUGUCUCCCUCAUUUGUUCCACUGGUCGGCACGCUUGCAGUGCUGCUGCUGUACGGCCCCGUCCUCUACCACCGGCCAAAUACCGCAGGACACGUCUCUUUGCUCUGUCUGUUUGUCACCCUCGCGAGCACCGUUGGCCGGCUUGUGCCUGCGCUCAGCGCUCUCUCCGAUUCAGGGCAAUCGGUCGCAGUGCUUCUUGUAGCAUCGGGGAUCAGCUCGCUCCUGGCUAUCUCAGCGGUGGUAGCGAACGUCCGCCUUUCCCGGGCAGGAUGGUCCCAAGCCAUGGUCUUCCCUGCCAUCUGGUCCUCGCUGUGGAUCACGCUUUCCCACAUGCCGCUUGGAAGGCUGACUUCGUGGAGCCCAGUGACGGGGUACUCUGCGUACGAAUGGAUUCUUCCCUACACUGGUGCUGUCGGCCUCGAUUGGAUUGUUGCCGGUUGGGCCGUGGUCGUUGCUGAUGCUUUCGGUCUAUGGUACAUGGGAGGCGGCCCAGAUCCGGAAGAAGGCGAACUUUUGGAGAGUAGUCGUAGGCCUGAGACUGACAAGCAGACUUCGGGUUCUAUGCUGACGCUGGGUUUGUUCUUGGUGGCCCUCACUGUUCCCUCCUUUUUGCUGCCUUCGUAUCCGACUUCCACUGAUGUGAUCGAAUCCGUGACUCCAUUCGAAGUCGCGUGUGCACUCCCGGUGCCCCAACAUCGUGACGGCGCUCUGACCUUGGAUGACUACGUCGAUGUCAGUAAAUCUGUGAACAGCCGUGUCAAGAUAGUGCUCUGGCCGGAAAGUGCUGUCAAGUUCACCAGUGCAGCUCAGAGAGAUGAUGCAUUCGCUUACAUUCGGAAGCAUAUUGGCGCUGCCGGAACUUACUGGGCUGUGGCCUACGAAGAGACUGUCACCGAUCCUCAGAACCUGCAUAAAACAAUCACCCACAACGCUCUUGCUCUUUUAUCAAACGCGUCGAUGGAGCCGCAUCUGGUGUAUUACAAGCGAAACUUGGUUCCAAUUGCCGAGUCAUUCCAUAUCACUGCUGGAGUCUCGCCUCCCGACAUGUACACCCUGCCUCUACAGAAACCCAACAAAGUUCCCAAUCAACAAUGGGGCGGUCGAACGCGACCUCUCAACAUCACUGCGGCUAUCUGCAUGGACUUCGCUGCUCCGUCGCCGUUCCAGGACCUUCCGUCGCGGCCAUCGCUCAUCCUAGCACCGGCACGCACCUGGGACCCCGCCAUCGGCGCACGGAUGUGGGAAGAAGUCAAACUGCGGGCCAACGAGCUGGGAAGUGUCGCGCUCUGGUGCGACGGGGGUCCUGGGGGAGUCGGAGGCGUUGCUGGUCACGGCUUCCAUGACUUUUACCAGGCCGGUCCGGACGGUGCUUGGUCGCGGUCGUUGAAUAUCCCAUUCCCGUUCGAUGGGAGGCGGACGCUCUAUUCCCGGUUUGGCGAUGCGAUCAUCCUCGCGGGAUCCUGGUGCUUGGUGGCGGGGCCCGCGGGACUGCUAGCCUUCAGACGAAAGGGGGGCUUUUUUGCAGCUCAACAGUGGAUCAAGGGCAGGUUCUCGAGGGCUCCUGCGGAACCAGAUCGCCUCAUCGAAUUUUGAAUAAUUUCCGAUAUGUCACGUCUGUAUUCUCUCUUGUACUUGCUUCCUUUUGUCCAUGUACGCUUCUUCAUGUUGUCUCCGUGUACGCAAUAGUGAUGCUGUAGCCUUAUUCACGGAAUGGUCCGAUGUCAUACGCGUUAGUGUUGAACGUUGAAACGUUGACCGC
Mycena citricolor is the source of this 1914-nucleotide messenger RNA. The record is from the annotation of a GenBank genome assembly. NCBI's taxonomy places the organism in Eukaryota, Fungi, Basidiomycota, Agaricomycetes, Agaricales, Mycenaceae.